GGGCAGAGGGUGUGGGUAGGGAUGGGUGCAGGUGAGUUUCUUCUCUAGGGUCAGGGGUGAGCUGUGAGCAGCUGUCACUGCAGUACAUGAGGCUAUGACAUCCAGUGUCUCCCAGGCAGAUGGACAGCAGGGAGUUUUCUUCUCAAGGUGCUGCUUUCCUUAUUUGUGAACUGAGGGUGGUAGCCGCAGUAAUGAAGGAAGAACGUGGCAGGGUCCAGAAGGACCAUACUCGUGCCCUCGCUUGCCUCCAGGACCACAUGAAUAUGGACAGCCUGGGCCAGUGCCUCGCCUGAUCUGCGAGAGGAAGGGCUGAGCCAGGUUGUCUGUAAGAUCCAGUCCACUCUGAAAGUCUGUAUCUGCACGUGCCUAUUCGUCAUUGAGAAAGGCCUAUUCCCUGUUCCAGGUGCCGGCCCUAUUUGAUGAGGUGGCCAUAUAUUUUUCCGAUGAGGAGUGGGAAGUUUUGACGGAGCAACAAAAGGCCCUCUACCGGGAAGUCAUGAGGAUGAAUUAUGAAACUGUCCUGUCCCUGGAAUUCCCAUUCCCUAAGCCAGACAUGAUCACCCGCCUGGAAGGGGAGGAGGAGUCUCAGAAUUCUGACGAGUGGCAGCUCCAUGGAGGCACCUUUGCAGAUACUGCGAAAAAUGAAGAAUCUGAUGUGAAGCCUUCAGAGUGGGCGAGCCCAGUGAACCCCACCUCGCAGUUUCCUCAGCCCCAGCACCUAGACAGCCUCGGUCUCCGUUUGCCUCGAGACAUCGCAGAGCUGCCGGAGUGGAGUGAGGGGUACCCCUUCUACAUGGCAAUGGGCUUCCCAGGGUAUGACCUCUCGGCUGACGACAUAGCUGGGAAGUUCCAGUUCAGCCGGGGCAUGCGCCGCAGUUACGACGCAGGCUUCAAGCUCAUGGUGGUAGAGUAUGCUGAGAGCACCAACAACUGCCAAGCCGCCAAGCAGUUUGGGGUGUUGGAGAAAAACGUUAGAGACUGGCGCAAGGUAAAGCCGCAGCUCCAGAACGCCCAUGCCAUGCGGCGGGCAUUCCGAGGCCCCAAGAACGGGAGAUUUGCUCUGGUGGACCAGCGGGUGGCCGAAUACGUCAGAUACAUGCAGGCCAAAGGGGACCCCAUCACCAGGGAGGCCAUGCAGCUGAAGGCUCUCGAAAUCGCCCAGGAGAUGAAUAUUCCAGAGAAAGGGUUCAAGGCAAGCUUGGGUUGGUGCCGAAGAAUGAUGAGAAGAUAUGACCUGUCUCUGAGGCAUAAAGUGCCAGUGCCUCAGCACCUGCCAGAAGACCUGACUGAGAAGCUCGUCACUUACCAGCGGAGUGUUCUGGCUCUGCGCAGGGCACAUGACUACGAGGUGGCUCAGAUGGGCAAUGCAGAUGAGACGCCAAUUUGUUUAGAGGUGCCGUCUCGGGUGACUGUCGACAACCAGGGCGAAAAGCCUGUCUUGGUGAAGACACCAGGCAGGGAAAAACUGAAAAUCACAGCAAUGCUUGGCGUCUUGGCUGAUGGGAGGAAAUUACCUCCAUACAUCAUUUUAAGAGGAACGUAUAUCCCUCCUGGAAAGUUUCCCAGUGGGAUGGAAAUCCGCUGUCACCGGUACGGGUGGAUGACUGAGGACCUGAUGCAGGACUGGCUGGAAGUAGUGUGGAGACGGAGGACUGGGGCAGUGCCCAAGCAGCGAGGGAUGCUGAUCUUGAACGGCUUCCGGGGCCAUGCCACCGACUCUGUGAAGAACUCCAUGGAGAGCAUGAACACCGACAUGGUGAUCAUCCCUGGGGGUCUGACCUCGCAGCUCCAGGUGCUGGAUGUGGUGGUCUACAAACCGCUGAAUGACAGCGUGCGGGCCCAGUACUCCAACUGGCUUCUGGCUGGGAACCUGGCCCUGAGCCCAACUGGGAAUGCCAAGAAGCCACCCCUGGGCCUUUUCCUGGAGUGGGUCAUGGUCGCGUGGAAUAGCAUCUCAAGCGAGUCCAUUGUCCAAGGGUUCAAGAAGUGCCACAUCUCCAGUAACUUGGAGGAGGAAGAUGACGUUCUGUGGGAAAUUGAGAGUGAGUUGCCAGGAGGAGGUGAACCACCAAAAGAAUAUGAUGCUGAAGCCAUGACUGUGGGCAACUAAAGGCCGAGUACAGCAAAUGGAACUGUGAUUGAAACAGCUGGGGAGGAAAAGCCUCAAGAAGAUGGUUCCUGAAAGUAGGAUGCACAGGUAAUAGCAGGAAGAGGCCCUGGGCUCUGACCAGCCCGGGUCCGGACAGCAGCCUGGGCUUCCCAUCCUGGAACGCGGCCCACCCUGCCCCACACCCAAGGUGUCAGAAAAGCCGAGGACCCUUCAUUUCACCAGAGACAUGAUUGGAAAAGAAACUGCUUCUGACCUACUUCUUGUUUUGGAAGUUACUCCAUCUGUCCAUCAAAAGAAACCUGUAAAUAUGAAUGAACAAGGUAUUUCCUGGCGAAGAGACCAUUGUUCAACACCAACAAGAGAUGCAUCAUAUGGGCACAACUCCAGUGUUGUCCCUUCUGUGAAGAAAGCCUCAAGUUUUAUUCUGCCUUUGAAAAUGCUUCCAAAAGUAGACCUUGUCCCUACCCAGGUCAAGACUACAGAGAAGGCUUUGUAGAAAUGUGUCACUUAUAUACACCUGCUACUUACACAUUUCCUCUUUUGGAAAAAUGAGAUACUAAUGAUAAUAACAAAAUUAAGACAUACUGGCCUGGUGCCAGCAGAUGGCUUUUCUAUAGACAAACUAGGUUAGUGUGGAAGAUAUAGGUUAAAAUAAACUAUGCUGUUUUAUUUAUCUUCCCAAUCUGGUUGGCAGCUAGACCUUUUUAGGGCCUCGUUUAAUGGCCCUAUUUUUUUCGUUAUUAUAUUUAAUGAUAGGACAGGACUUAGUACACAAGCUCUUCUAUUUCUCAGGCUGCCUGCAGAAGAAGUCAUUAUAAAUUACCUGCUGUUAACAUGGUACAUGGCCCAUUGACUCAUCUGAUACUUGUUUUGUUAAUUUCUUUAAUAUUUUUAUCACGGGGCAGAGGGAGGGUUUGGACCUUUUGCCACAGCUGUUUCUAGACUUCUAAUCUGUCCUGCAGGAAUAGGUAGGAGGUCAUUGAGUUUUUACACCAUAGUGAUUUGCAUUCCCACAGAAGUCGAGUGUUAUGAAAACAUUCCUUCAAAGCUAUCUGUGCUACAGAAGAUAGGCCAGAACCUCCUAGACAAAGCCAUUGCUAGUAAUGUCAUUCCAAUGUCAGAUCUGGAUAACAGGCUGCCAUAACCACUUUUCCUUCCCGUACUCAGCUCACCUGUAUAUUAAACUGUUCUUGGCAUCUCGAAACACCUAUUUCUACUCAGGUACUAAUUUUCCUGUUAGUGACUCACCUUUCUGAUCUUUGUAAACCAGUUUUCCUCACUUAACCUCUAGUAUCUGAAUGACUUUUAACAUUUGAAUUAUUUCCCCGUUUGGUUUUAUCUGUACUGUAUUCUUGGUCAUCUCAAAUGGCAUUGUAAACCCAGCUUUCCAUUCCAGAUGUUUCCAUUCCUUCUGAUUCUACCUAAUUUUUCAUCCACUGUUGUAAUUGCUGGUCCUUUCUUCUUUGUGUCUUAUUUUUCUUGCUUUGGGAGCUUAAGAGAUUUUAUAAGACCUAAUUUUGGGUUCCUGCCUUGGAGCCAUAGAUAUCCUGCCAAGAAGAGUAGAAAAUGGGUUCUCCUGUUUCACUCCACCAACACCUCCGUGAGUCUCAUCAUCAGCCGAGAGAUGAUGCCUUACAGGUUGCAUAGCACUGGAACUUUCCUAGAGUGAUGGUUGUACUGUCAGGGUUUUUCUGGGCUCAUUGUUCCACUGACUUAAUUAUGAUCUAUGCCUAACAGAGCCCCAGUACAACUAUUUUGCAGAACGGCUAUUUCCCUAGAAUUUCUAUAGCACAUAUUGAGACAUAGUUGUACUCCUUAGUAGAUAGGAACUGACCCCAACAAUAAACUUUGAUAAUAAAGACAA
Carlito syrichta (Philippine tarsier) is the source of this 3974-nucleotide messenger RNA. RefSeq names its product pogo transposable element derived with KRAB domain (gene POGK). Gene Ontology annotation, biological process: regulation of DNA-templated transcription. Gene Ontology annotation, cellular component: nucleus. Gene Ontology annotation, molecular function: DNA binding. The transcript has 4 exons. NCBI's taxonomy places the organism in Eukaryota, Metazoa, Chordata, Mammalia, Primates, Tarsiidae. The record is from RefSeq and is a predicted model, not a curated record. The coding region runs from base 497 to 2110 and encodes 537 amino acids.